Molecule: messenger RNA, 1064 nt
Organism: Adineta ricciae
Lineage: Eukaryota; Metazoa; Rotifera; Eurotatoria; Adinetida; Adinetidae
Source: the annotation of a GenBank genome assembly
AUGAUGAUAAGUUUUAAUGUGAAUUCAUACCCAAUCAAUUUUGAACUGACUGAAUGGACAAACAUUGAUAAAACUAAUACAGACUUACAACAUGAUUGUCUUUAUGUUUUAAUGUCGAUUCAGCCUCAAAUAACGCUUUACUAUCUGCAGUACAUUCCUAUUCUCCGAAAUUUCCGUCAAAUGACAUCAUUAUGUUUAAGUGAAUGGCCAUCCACAUGGAAGAUUCAGGAAAAUACACGAGAUCAAAAACUUACUUUUUCUCAACUGGCUGAAUUGAAUAUAACCAGUCAGCAAUUAUAUCAUUGGUCAGCACCAAUAGAUAUUAUUGAGUCUUACCAAUCCUAUUUGAAUCAACUAUUAACUUCAAACAAUAUUUCUUUAUCAACGAAAGUUUUUUAUAAUUGUACAUCACCAAGAUUUGGUCCAAAGUGGCAAUAUUUAUUUCCUUUUCGAACAACGUCAAAACUGACAUCAGUAUACGAGCUAAUUCAGGGUUUCUAUUUAGAACGAACUUAUCAAACAGACGCACUAUCAUGUUAUAGUCAUUUAAAUUGUCGUUUUGGUUCAGUAUUGCUAUGCCUUGAUUGGAAUCAAAUUUGUGAUGGUUUCAUUCAGUGUAACAACGGAGUUGAUGAGCAAGACUGCUGGCAAAUGGAAACGAAUCAAUGUAAAGAAAACGAAUAUCGAUGUCGAAAUGGUCAGUGUAUAUCCUCAGUGUUUCUUGAUGACAAUGCUUUUGCUAUUGAAUGUCUUGAUCAAUCAGAUACAAAAGUGAAGUUAUAUUGGGAUACAGGUCUACGAGAAUUGUAUGACCCUCAGCGACCACUAUUCAUCAAUGAGGAAGUGCUUAUUUACAAUGGCACUGGUCAUUUUGGUCCAUUUUAUAGACAUCGCGACCGCAGGUAUAAUUUUAUUUAUCAUAUGACAUCACAACCCGAUAAAUCAAUGUUACGCACAUGCUGGUUACCACUUUACUGUUAUCUUAAAUUUUUGGGCCCUUUGGAACAUAGUUGUAGAAGUAUCUGUUCAAAAGAACACUGCCAGAAACGAAUUAAUGAAAGUUG